AUGGUUCAACAAUUCUACUCAUCCGACAAUCUCUACCUCAUCACUGUUGGAGAGAAUGCCAAAGAAAACGACACCAUCCGACGACAAGCUGCACAAAGCGAUUUGUGGUUUCAUUUGCAAGAUGUGGCGAGUCCUCACGUCAUCCUAUCUCCUCUCGAUAGAACUACAACCAGUUCCUUCUCUUCCGAGAGUAUUCAUCAAGCUGCUUUGUUAUGUAAAGCCUUUAGCAAACAAAAAUCGUUACAAACAUCAAAUGUGAUUUAUUUACCUCGGAAACAUGUGAAAGGAGUUGUAGAGAUUGAUGGACGUGUGGAAGUGAAAGGCCAUGCAGAGACCAUUAAAGUCUAUCGGGAUGAUACCAUUCGGGAAACUCUGAAAAAGAAAGUUUAA
Naegleria lovaniensis is the source of this 390-nucleotide messenger RNA. RefSeq lists its product as uncharacterized. NCBI's taxonomy places the organism in Eukaryota, Heterolobosea, Eutetramitea, Acrasida, Naegleriidae. The coding region runs from base 1 to 390 and encodes 129 amino acids. The transcript has a single exon. The record is from RefSeq and is a predicted model, not a curated record.